AUGAAGGCCUUCACCGUUCUCUUCAACCUUGCCUUGGCCGCCACCGCCAUGGCCGGUGCCGUCGACACCCGCGCCCUGGAGCCCGGCUUUGCCGAGCGCGCCUGCGGCACCACUGGAGCUCCUUGCACCAGCGGCGACGACUGCUGCACCUACUGCGACCCCUACUCCGGCUGGACUUGCACUGACUCUACCAGAGCCUGUGUCGAGAAGGGCACUGUUCCCGCUCUUGGUCAGAACGACUGCUGCAGCUACAAGGUCGACGCUGAUGGCAAGUGCACCUAA
Molecule: messenger RNA, 282 nt
Organism: Colletotrichum siamense
Lineage: Eukaryota; Fungi; Ascomycota; Sordariomycetes; Glomerellales; Glomerellaceae
Exons: 3
Coding region: 1-282 (93 amino acids)
Source: RefSeq, a predicted model, not a curated record